GUCCUGCCUUCUUGAUUUGUCUCGUUUCCGAACUUCUGCCCACGGACAUGCGGAGUUUGGGGGCCUCAACCGCGUUGUUAUGGUCAGGAAGCUGGAGGAGAGGACAUUCAAAGCGAAAAAUGGACAGGAAAUUGUCACGAGAGAAACGAUAGAAACAUUUCGUGGUAAUGAGAAAACAGAUCGAAAAUUUACCAGGUUAUUGAAGCCAAACUCACUAGCCAGAUUGCCUUCAAAUUUGUCCAAUUCGCUCUCUGAAGAUCCGCCACUGGAAGAGGAAAACUUCGAACAAAAUUUUCUACGUGCCAUAAACAAAUUAAGAAAUAAGCAUGGCUCGCCAAAUUUGCAUAUUUCUGAUCGACUGAGAAAUAGUUCGCAAAUUUUAGCAGAUUCCAUAGCUGCUGGAAAAUCUAUCAAUGAUGCCUCUAAAGAAAUGGAAGAUCAGAACCUAGGCAUAAAUGUAUACUGGUCAAGUGCUGGAACACCUAUUACACCUACAAGAAUAUUAGCUCAUUGGUAUGGAGAAGGAAAAAAUUAUAUCUCGAAUAGAGCAGAAAGUUGUGAUGACCAAUUUCGAUCUAGUAGUGAAUUUGAUCAUUCGCAAAGUGAACAUGAGAUGCAAGAAGUUUCCAAAAAACUAAAUGGCACAAAGUCACCCCAUGAAAAAAAUGUUUUGCAUAAUGGACACGGAUCUAACCUUAAAUUGCGCUAA
Molecule: messenger RNA, 709 nt
Organism: Ctenocephalides felis (cat flea)
Lineage: Eukaryota; Metazoa; Arthropoda; Insecta; Siphonaptera; Pulicidae
Exons: 5
Source: RefSeq, a predicted model, not a curated record